Molecule: messenger RNA, 4340 nt
Organism: Perca fluviatilis (European perch)
Lineage: Eukaryota; Metazoa; Chordata; Actinopteri; Perciformes; Percidae
Product: olfactory receptor 11A1-like
Exons: 1
Coding region: 2462-3379 (305 amino acids)
Biological process (GO): G protein-coupled receptor signaling pathway
Cellular component (GO): membrane
Molecular function (GO): olfactory receptor activity; G protein-coupled receptor activity
Source: RefSeq, a predicted model, not a curated record
UGCUAAAAUGGCUCAUAACAAUACAACUUCAGAAUGAAUACCAAAACUCAUGAAAAUACAAAACAGUUAAGAAAAGGGGAUGAAAUUACUUCAACUCUACUGCUGUUAGAGUUCAUAGUGUUGGAAUAUGACUUUAUAUUUAGAUUUAUAUUAUUCAUGAAUUUCCAAUCUAAUUUUCCAACACCUGUAAAGGUUGACUCCAGCCCAUUCUCCUUCCCUGGGAGUCAAUCUAUCUUAACAGAUAGCCUGAAAUAAGAGACUGUCAGAGAAUAUAUUUUACAAAGAACUUAAGUUUCCAGUUUGUAUAAAUAAUCAUGUCAUUCUGUCAAUGUCUUUUCAUUUAUGGAAGUGUUACAGUUAAGGAAGGCUGUGUUAACAUGUGUUACAUAUUUUUCUUUUUUUUAUAAGUUUACAUUUGGGCCACCAAAUUUUGGGGCUUGGUGGCAAAUGGGGCCAGUGCCUAAAGAUAUUAGCGUCUAUAUCUGGGCACCCUUCAGUCAGUGUCUAUAUGCGCUUUAAACUGUAAACCUUUCUGCUCAUAUUACAUGCUCAGAGCAAGUUAUCCAGAAGUAAGAGUGACAAAGUCCACGUAAGGAGGAGGACGGGGUGGUGGAUGGGUCAAACAUCACAGGAGUUUCACCUAGAAGACAGCUUUUCGUGGCCCGUGUCCUGUGCAUCACUUUCCCACACUCAAUCUUUUCCUAAAUCUAACUUAGUGGUUGUACAUUUAGUUUUGUUUGAAUUCACAUUAACAACGUGUUCCCUGUGUUUAAAACAGCAACCGUAGCAGUGAGUGUGUAAGACCUGGAGCCGCUUGCACCAACUGGUCUUUACUAAGCCUGGUCCUUUCUGCUAAGUUAGUGUUUGUUGAGACCAGUCUUUAGAAUUGACUUCACCUCGAUUGCACCAACCAAACUUAAGUGAUGCGUGAUCAUGGGAAUGACAACAGAACUAUGGCUUUUUGACUAGCAACGUGCGCUGCUAGGAUACGUUAUAAACGAUUUCCCUCUGUUUUGUAAAGUUGUAGCAAUUUCAAUGGAGGAUCAAAGAAUAAGAAAAAGCAAUUUCACUGACAUUGAGAGAAGAAAAUGUAUAGAGCUGUACAGUCAGAACAGACAUAUGUUGACUGCCAAGCAGUCCAACAUUAUAACACACAAAAACAAACAACAUGGAGACAGAUAAUGGAGGCCAUCAACGAUUGCUCUGACCCAGGUAGACUUCAUACAGAGAGCGAUAUAUGUGAAAAAAGUGGAAAGACCUCCUGAGCAGAGCAAAGAAAGACCAGUCCUCAAAAAAUAACAUCCAACUGGCGGGGGUACUCCCCCUUAGACAUCAGUUUCUAGUGACAUAAUUGUGGAUGUAUUUGGAGAGGACUCACAGCUUUUACUGGUUUAGUCGGUGCAGAAAGUGGCGGUACCGACCUGGAAGAGAAUGCUGUCUCUCCAGGUCGUCCAUACAGGCAGCGAGAGUGUGAAUUGGGAAGGUGUGUAGAAACGUGCUUAGAUUUGGACUUUACAUCUGCUACUGACUAGGUGUAAGAAUUACGCCCGCUCUUAGCGAGAAGAGAGCUUAAGCCAGGAUGGCGCGACUGGCGUAACUAUUAGGUCAGACUUAGAACGCUGAGUUAAAACCUACUUAGCUUAAGACCAGUCUUAAGCCCUGUUUGUGCAACCGGCUCCUUGCCAGGCAUCUCUGACUCUGUGUAACUCAAGGCCUGAUCUAGGUGUUUGGUUCCAGUAAUGGCUCUGUGUAUACUGGUAGCCUUACUAUUGUAUAUUUAGUUGUUUUUGUCAACACUCUUCUCUAGCUCAUGCUCACCAUGCAAAAGCCUUUGCUCUUGCCUGCCAUUUGGGGAGCAAUACAUUUCCUGAAUUGAUUCUGAUUCAAAAGGUCAUAAUUUGAUAACAUUUCUGAUUUGAUAUCAAUAAGGUAGGAGUUUUAGCGAUUGGAGAGUUGCUUAAUUUAACCCAGCCAUAUUUCAGAGCCGGAGCUAUGCCUAGGUGAGCCCAACUAUAUCACUGUAGUUCCAUUUCCCCCACUAACUCUGGCUCCUUACCAGAGAGGUGACAUUGCACCUCCCUUGAACCAGAUUUUGUUGUCUGGGGUAAGCACACCCGGGCCCCAUGUUCGCCUGUUACCUGGCGAACCGGCCCCCUUGGGUUGGUGACUUUUGGAGGGUUCACUGAAUGUGACAAAUAAUAGGAUGGUAUGGGCCCUGAUGAUAAAGUAGGACCGGCCUGUUUGUUUCUACUGUUCUGAAAAGGUAUAAAGCAGCAGAUGUUACUGAAGCUGACAGAAGUGACUGCAGCACUCUGCAGCACAACAGGUAACACACACUGAAGUGGGUGGGAUGUGUUCAUGUUUCAUUUACAGAUAUAAACUGAAGGGUGAUGUGAAUGUGAAUGUUUGUCAGGUUUUUUAUAAUUUCUGCUCAGUUGUAUAAAUCUUUUCGCCUUGAAGAAUGUUAAAUUCAACUUUAUCAUAUUUCAUUCUUGGAGCUUAUGUGUAUGUAGGAACUUUGAGAUAUUUUUAUUUCAUAAUAACUGCAAUAUUAUACAUUCUAAUUGUUAUUACCAACACAUCUCUGAUUGUGGUUAUCUGUAUGAACAGAAGCUUACAUGAACCUAUGUACCUUUUUCUGUGCAGCCUGUUUGUAAAUGAACUGUAUGGUAGUACAGGGUUGUUUCCAUUCCUUCUGGUUCAGAUCCUCUCAGACAUUCACACUGUUUCUGCUCCCUUCUGUUUCCUGCAGAUUUUCUGUUUAUAUACAUAUGCAAAUGUAGAGUUUUGUAACUUAGCCGCCAUGGCUUAUGACAGAUACCUUGCUAUCUGUUAUCCUCUACAAUAUAACACUUGUAUGACAACUAACAAUGUGUUCACCUUUAUUGUGGUAAUAUGGUUAUACUCUUUUGUGAAAUGCUUAAUUACUUUAUCCUUAAACAUCCGUUUGACAAUGUGUGGAAAUGUCAUAAACAGUUUGGUUUGCAGAAACUACCUAAUUGUUAAGUUGGCGUGCUCUGACAUUCAAGUGAAUAACAUCAAUGGAUUGAUUGGUGUUGUUCUCUCCAUUUUUGUCCCUCUGCUUCCAAUCCUUUUCUCUUACAUGAAAAUCCUCAAAAUUUGUUUUUCUGGUUCCAAACAGACGAGACAAAAAGCUGUCAGCACCUGCACACCUCACCUCGCUUCACUCCUAAACUUUUCCUUUGGGUGUUUAUUUGAAAUACUUCAGAGUAGAUUUGAUAUGACCAGUGUACCCAGUGUGCUGCUUAUCAUUCUGUCACUGUAUUUUGUCAUCAUACAGCCACUUUUCAAUCCUGUCAUGUAUGGAAUGCAAAUGUCCAAAAUACGAAAUACAUGUAAAAAAUCUCUUCUGUUGUAAAAUGUUGACUUGUCACAGACAUAAGAUGUUGACAUAAAUUAGUUCAAUAUGUCAAUUAUUUUUAAUAUCUUGCAUUGAAAUGUUUGCUCAUUUUAGAAAAAAAAUUAUAAAUGUAAGCAUUCCUGACAUUGUCUUAUUGAGUGAAAAAAAUCUCAUAAUACUGUGACCUGCACUGGCAUACAGGUAAGCCCAACUAUUGUAUUUUUACAGUAGUUGUUAUUGGCAACAUUCAUUUCUAGCACAAGCUCAGCAUGCAAAAGGAGGAGUUGCGGUUUUCCCUGACAACACUAGUCCAAUGGACACGCAAACCCCCAACAACGACAACAUUAUUAUUCAUGGAGGGGCCUUACAUAUCCAGGGUGAAAAACUUGUACCCUCCGGAUGACAGUGGUGUAAAUCCGUUAGAUCUUUUAAAUCCAAAUUGAAUUGAACAAAGAUUCUAAAUAACUUGGUACCUGUCAGUGCAGCACUUGGCCUUGUUUUAAUGUUGACCAUAAGACCCAUGUACUGAACCAUCGCAGACUUCAGAUGUCAUUUGUGUAGCAGCGCAAGUUCUGAAGAGCAGACUGGCACAAGGGCUCCAAUUUUUGUUUGACGAAUAGGACACCAUAUCGUGAAAUCCACUGUUAAAAGCAUAUCAAGUUCAACGUUUUUUGUCAUAUGCAAAGUAAGGAAACAUGUUUCCCUGUACAAUGAAAUUCCUCCUUUGCCGUCCACAGAAGACACACAAACAAUGUAAAAUCUACAAUAUAUACUGCAGAUAUACAAAAUAAAACAGCCAGUAAGGUGUGAGGCUCAUGUUUCACGUGUGCAGAUGAAUAAUGUGUUUGUAAAUAAAGGCUCAUGAGAACAUAUUAUCAAUAAAGUUGUUUGGUCAUAUCAGAUUAAAUAAAUCAUCCCAUUCAUGCCUUAAUAGAAUACAAAACUGCAGACCAUGCUUGAAUGAAAUAAACAGUGAUUC